Aplosporella prunicola CBS 121167 is the source of this 1632-nucleotide messenger RNA. RefSeq lists its product as uncharacterized. Gene Ontology annotation, biological process: GMP biosynthetic process. The coding region runs from base 1 to 1632 and encodes 543 amino acids. The record is from RefSeq and is a predicted model, not a curated record. The transcript is spliced from 3 exons. Gene Ontology annotation, cellular component: cytosol. Gene Ontology annotation, molecular function: GMP synthase activity; GMP synthase (glutamine-hydrolyzing) activity; ATP binding. Lineage: Eukaryota; Fungi; Ascomycota; Dothideomycetes; Botryosphaeriales; Aplosporellaceae.
AUGUCUGGCACCGGCGAGCUUCCCAUUGAGCCUCACAAGACGUUCGACACCAUCCUGGUGUUGGACUUCGGCUCCCAAUACUCCCACCUGAUCACCCGCCGUCUGCGCGAGCUCAAUGUCUACUCUGAGAUGCUCCCGUGCACCCAGAAGAUCAAGGAUCUUACCUGGAAGCCCAAGGGUGUCAUUCUGUCGGGCUCGCCCUACUCGGUCUACGACAAGGACUCUCCCCACGCCGACCCUGCCGUUUUCGAGCUCGGCGUCCCGAUUCUGGGCAUUUGCUACGGUCUGCAAGAGCUCGCGUGGCACCACGACAACUCCAAUGUCCUGGCCGGCGAGAAGAAGGAGUACGGCCACGCGUACCUGAACGUCACGAAGCACGCGGGCAAGUCGGAGCACAUUGACAAGCUUUUCCAGGGUCUCGAGGAGAACCUGGAGGUGUGGAUGUCUCACGGCGACAAGCUUGGUCACCUUCCCACCGACUUCGUCAUCCUGGCCCAGACCAACAACGCUCCCUUUGCCGGUAUCGCGCACGAGACGAAGCAAUACUAUGGUAUCCAGUUCCACCCCGAGGUCACGCACACGCCGCGCGGCAAGGAGCUCAUCAGCAACUUCGCCGUCGGCAUUUGCCGUGCCGAGCAGAACUGGACUAUGGCCAAGUUCGUGGACCAGGAGAUUGCCCGCAUCAGGGCCCUGGUCGGUGAGAAGGGUCAGGUCAUUGGCGCUGUCAGCGGUGGUGUUGACUCUACCGUUGCUGCUAAGCUGAUGCAGGAGGCUAUCGGCGACCGCUUCCACGCUGUCCUUGUCGACAACGGUGUCCUCCGUCUCAACGAGGCCCAGAUCGUCAAGGAGACCCUGACGAAGCACUUGGGCAUCAACUUGCACGUCGUCGAUGCCAGCGAGCGCUUCCUGGGCAAGCUCAAGGGCAUCACGGAUGACCCGGAGAAGAAGCGCAAAGUCAUUGGCAACACCUUCAUCGAGGUGUUCCAGGAGAAGGCGAGGGAGAUCGCAGAUGCUGCGGCGCACACGGACAAGGCUGGCGAGAUUGAAUGGCUGCUCCAGGGCACCCUCUACCCCGAUGUCAUCGAGUCCAUCUCCUUCAAGGGCCCCAGCGCGACGAUCAAGACGCACCACAAUGUCGGUGGCCUGCUCGAGGGCAUGCACCUCAAGCUGAUCGAGCCUCUGCGCGAGCUCUUCAAGGACGAGGUCCGCGAGCUCGGUACCAACCUGGGCAUCCCCGAGGAGCUCGUCUGGCGCCACCCCUUCCCCGGCCCGGGUAUCGCCAUUCGCAUCCUGGGCGAGGUCACUCCUGAGCAGAUCAAGAUCGCUCGUCACGCCGACCACAUUUUCAUCGAGGAGAUCAAGGCUGCGGGUCUCUACCGGAACAUCAGCCAGGCCUUUGCUGCGCUGCUGCCGGUCAAGGCCGUGGGUGUCAUGGGCGACAAGCGUGUGCACGCCCAGGUCAUUGCCCUGCGUGCUGUUGAGACGACGGAUUUCAUGACUGCGGACUGGUACCCCUUCGACGGGCAGUUCUUGAAGAAGGUCAGCAGGAGGAUUGUGAACGAGGUUGACGGCGUGUGCCGUGUGGUUUACGACAUUACGAGCAAGCCCCCCGGAACGAUUGAGAUGGAGUAA